This is a messenger RNA of Trichomonas vaginalis G3, 1530 nucleotides long. RefSeq names its product protein serine/threonine kinase protein. Lineage: Eukaryota; Parabasalia; Trichomonadida; Trichomonadidae. Gene Ontology annotation, biological process: protein phosphorylation; intracellular signal transduction. The transcript has a single exon. Gene Ontology annotation, molecular function: protein serine/threonine kinase activity; ATP binding. Gene Ontology annotation, cellular component: cytoplasm. The coding region runs from base 1 to 1530 and encodes 509 amino acids. The record is from RefSeq and is a predicted model, not a curated record.
AUGGAAUCGAAAGAACAAAGAAUUGGCAAUUAUAUCCUUGGGCAAACACUCGGAUGCGGCACAACAGGCAAGGUUAAGCUUGCACAAAGCGUUUUAGAUAAUCAAAAAUAUGCAGUUAAAAUAAUUAAAAGAGAAUUUCUUGAUACAAAACCAGAAAUGUCAAAAAAGAUUCACAGAGAAAUUGCUCUUAUGUCUUUUCUUGAUCAUCCUCACCUCCUUAAACUCGUGGAGUUUUUUGAGAGUCCUCGUCAUCUUUAUAUCGUCAUGGAGUACGCUCCAAAUGGCGAGCUCUUCGAUUAUCUUAUUACACGCAGAACAUGUGCUCCUGAUCGCGCUUUGAGAUUUUUCCGCCAAAUUAUUUAUGGUCUCGAAUACUUACAUUCACAUGGAUUUUGCCAUCGUGAUCUAAAACCCGAAAACAUAUUACUUGAUGGAGCAAAUCAGCUUAAGAUCGGUGAUUUCGGCUUCGCUCGCUGGAUGAGAUCAAACGUCGCGGAAACAUCUUGCGGAUCCCCUCAUUAUGCCUCACCAGAAGUCAUUCGUGGCAUCAAGUACGAUGGCCGAUGCGCCGAUAUAUGGAGUAGUGGCGUUAUUUUGUAUACUCUUCUAAGUGGCAGUCUCCCAUUUGAUGAUUCUUCUAUUCGCAACUUGCUCGCCAAGGUUAAGGCAGGUGAUUUCUAUAUGCCAAAUUUCGAUAAACCAAUUCAAGAUCUUAUUUCACGUAUCCUUACAGUUGACCCAUCUCAGAGAAUAACAAUACCUCAAAUAAAACAGCAUCCAGCCUUCAGAAUGUACGUUCCAGAAUCAUACGUUUUUCCAGUUCCAAUCCCUCUUCCUUAUAUUCCAGCUCCAAUCGAUAUUUCAACAGUUGAUGAGAGUAUUUAUCGCGUAUUACUUAACCUCGGCUAUUCUUCAAUAGACGAUAUCAAGACAGAUCUCACAGCAAACUCUCAUAAUAUGGCAAAAGUAUUUUACACAAAACUAAUGAACUGCGUUUCACUCAGAACAUUACCAUGGGUCGAUCUACAUAAUUCCAAUCUUGGAAAAAUUGUCGAUCCAGAAUGUUUCAUCAUUCAGCCACAGGAAACAAGUUUCCCAUUAGAUGCGGCCCAUACAAACGAUCCAUACAAGAGGCAUCAACACAUUUGCGUGGCAUCUUCUUCUCCAGAUUUGUUCAGUUUAGUUGAUCGAACAAUCUUCGUUCCAAUUGAAGAAGUUUCACACUUAACAGAAUCUCCUGCUGAAGAACAAGAGUUUACGCUUGAAAUUCCUUUGGAAUCUUUCAUGGAUGUCGCUCAAAAAGUUUUACGAAUGUAUGGUUAUGACUUUUUCCAUCCGAACGACGUACAUUUGAUAGGAAGAAAAGACCAUCCUGAAGUAUAUAUCUUAUUCGACGCUUUAUGUUUCUCUGAGAACCAGAUUGACGUUAAAUUGUCACGCUAUAUGGGUGACGAGUCGGAAUUUGAGUCAAUAAUUAGUGCAUUGACAUCAGAUCUCCAAGAUUUGUUAGGUGAAGCUGCAAGCUUUUAA